CGUGCUUCCUGAAGUUCCAGAAUGACUCUUCACACGUAGAAACCACCCAUUCUAGAUGGCGGCUUUCAAGGAUCAUACAAGAAUUCUCGAAUUUUGACCGUGUCAAAGUACAACGCGUCGUUCCACUGCGCUAGGCGAUCGCUGACAAUUCCCCCACUUUUCCUGUCUCUCCGUGGGUGAAGACGCGCUGUUCGUACUCCUCCCGCUGCUCCUCAUCAUGGCUCUGGUGGACAUCCUCGAAACACCCAGCGACUAUGUUUUCCGUGUUGACGUACCAGGAUUCCAUGGGAAGGAUUUGAAAGUGAGAGUGGAUCCUGAGACGCUCGUUAUCGCGAUUAAGGGAGAGCGUCGUCAAAAGAAGUCGGCUAACGAGCGGCUUAUAUGGAGAGAAAGAGUGCACGGGAGCUUUACUCGGGAGUUUCAGCUUCCGUCUGAUGCAGACGUAGAACAUGCGACGGCUGCGUGUGUGGACGGCAUCUUGACGGUUUCUGUCAAGAAGCUUCCGCAGCCUGAGCCCAAGGUUAUUGACGUCAAGGUGAAGUCUCGGCUGUAAAACGUAAAUGCUCAUAGUCACAAUGCCGUGGAGGUUUUUGUUUGUAACGGGCGUUCAGACAAAGCUUUGUACGUUUCAGUGAUGGGUUGCUGAGAAAGCUGUGAGGAUGAGCGGAAAUAUUGGAACGCAGGAGUCCAAGCCAGAAUCAUGGCACUGAUUUAGGGUGGAUGCUGGUACAGUAGCCAUCUCUCCUCUCCUCUCCCAUCCUCUUUUUUUUUUUCUGAAACCCGACCUUCCUCCUGCCAUGUCUCUCUCCUGUUCCCAAUCAGUUCCUCUCCACCACCCAUCCUUAUACCUCCUCGGCUCCUCCCUCUCUUCGCUCAAUCCCUAUCGUUAUCACAGCAUAACAUGCAGCGAUCUAAUCUGGUAACUGUCGUUUUCAAUUGAAACAUUCCA
Molecule: messenger RNA, 949 nt
Organism: Closterium sp. NIES-67
Lineage: Eukaryota; Viridiplantae; Streptophyta; Zygnematophyceae; Desmidiales; Closteriaceae
Source: the annotation of a GenBank genome assembly